Molecule: messenger RNA, 1050 nt
Organism: Necator americanus (New World hookworm)
Lineage: Eukaryota; Metazoa; Nematoda; Chromadorea; Rhabditida; Ancylostomatidae
Exons: 10
Coding region: 1-1050 (349 amino acids)
Biological process (GO): trans, trans-farnesyl diphosphate biosynthetic process
Cellular component (GO): cytoplasm
Molecular function (GO): dimethylallyltranstransferase activity; (2E,6E)-farnesyl diphosphate synthase activity
Source: RefSeq, a predicted model, not a curated record
AUGCAAGCUGCAAAGAAGUUUGCAAGUCGAAAUCUAGUCGAAGUAGCUUUGCUGAACGUCCGCAGCAGAUUUCUAGAUCAUACAUCACGUCAAUUUGCUCCAGAUUCAUUGGAACAUGAUCUUGUGAAGUACAGAUCAAAGCGAAUUUUCGACGGCACAAUAACUGGAGGUAAGAAUGCGCGAGCACUUCUUGCGCUCGAGUCGUUUCAGACCCUCAAUCCUGGAGCUGACAGCGCUGACGUGCAUAGGAUGGCGGAGUGCGCUUCUCUGUUGGAGAUGAUUCAAAGCUUCUAUCUAAUUCUUGAUGACAUUAUGGAUGCGGCCGAAACACGACGAGGCAAACCAUGUUGGUAUAAAAAUCCAGAUAUCGGGAUGAGCGCUGUGAAUGACGCACUUCUGCUGGAUGUAUUCGUCGAGGACAUAAUCAGAGAUCUAUAUGCAGGCCAUCCACAAGCUGAUCGUCUUUGUGAAGCCUACAGAAAGUCCAAACGGGUGACUCUUUUGGGACAACUCCUCGACACAGCGUCUGUCGGAGAUGUGAACGCAUUUACAUGGGACAGGUAUGAACAACUAGUUGCUAUGAAGACAUCACACUACACUUAUUUUCAUCCUAUGGAGAUGGCUAUGCUCGUCAGUGAUCGCCUAGACAACCAUUCAAUUUUACGACAUAUCGCGUAUCAAAUAGGAUUUUUGUUCCAAUCCCAGGACGAUGUGCUUGAUGUUUUUGGAGACCCUAAGGUUACGGGAAAAGUUGGCACCGAUAUUCAAGACGGGAAAUGCACAUGGCCUAGUGUUCGGAGUGUGCAGAAAUUACACGGAACGCCAGAAUUGGACGAUUUCAAGAGUCACUACGGCGAGGCUGAUCCAGAAAGCGUUAGUCGAAUCAAGAAGCUUAUGCACCAGUUGAAACUCCGGGAAGAAUUCGCAAAUUUCGAGAAAAGAUACUCAGAUAAGGUGAAAGCAGAUAUUGACCGAUUACCAGAGCGUUUAUCGACCAUGAGACCGGUUUUGCAUGAAGCUGUUGACAAUCUGAUAGAUAGGAAAAAGUAG